Messenger RNA from Carassius carassius (crucian carp), 1832 nucleotides. RefSeq names its product muscarinic acetylcholine receptor M5-like. Lineage: Eukaryota; Metazoa; Chordata; Actinopteri; Cypriniformes; Cyprinidae. Gene Ontology annotation, biological process: adenylate cyclase-inhibiting G protein-coupled acetylcholine receptor signaling pathway; chemical synaptic transmission; G protein-coupled receptor signaling pathway, coupled to cyclic nucleotide second messenger. Gene Ontology annotation, molecular function: G protein-coupled acetylcholine receptor activity; G protein-coupled serotonin receptor activity. The record is from RefSeq and is a predicted model, not a curated record. The coding region runs from base 135 to 1439 and encodes 434 amino acids. Gene Ontology annotation, cellular component: plasma membrane; dendrite; synapse. The transcript is spliced from 2 exons.
AGCGGGGCAUGUUGUCACACUUUUCCCUCCGGUGAACAAACCUGGAAAUCUGGACUUCAAGAUCAAUGGACGCACACUGAGCUCUGUAGCGGGGCAUGUUGUCACACGGUGUGGGGAGAUGCGAGUGAAUCACGAUGGACGGAGAGAAGAACAUCACUCUCAGCGCAAACGUCUCCGGCGUGCACAGCCUGUGGGAGGCGGUCACCAUAGCAACCGUCUCCGCUGUGGUCAGCCUCAUCACCAUCGUGGGGAACGUUCUGGUGAUGCUGUCCUUCAAGGUGAACAGCCAGCUGAAGACGGUCAACAACUACUACCUGCUGAGCCUGGCCUGCGCUGACCUCAUCAUCGGCGUCUUCUCCAUGAACCUCUACACGUCGUACAUCCUCAUGGGCCGCUGGGCUCUGGGAAGUGUGGCCUGCGAUCUGUGGCUGGCUCUGGAUUACGUGGCCAGUAAUGCGUCUGUGAUGAACCUGCUGGUCAUCAGUUUCGACCGCUACUUCUCCAUCACACGUCCACUGACGUAUCGUGCCAAACGGACCCCGAAGCGAGCGGGAAUCAUGAUUGGAUUGGCUUGGCUCGUGUCUUUCGUCCUCUGGGCUCCGCCCAUCCUCUGCUGGCAGUAUUUCGUUGGAAAGCGAACGGUUCCUGAAGGACAGUGUCAGAUUCAGUUCUUCUCUGAACCUGUGAUCACGUUUGGCACGGCGAUAGCCGCCUUUUAUAUUCCCGUAUCCGUCAUGACCAUCCUCUACUGUCGGAUCUAUAAGGAGACCGAGCGACGUACCAAAGAUCUGGCCGAGCUUCAAGGAGUCAACUCUUUGAAUGAUCCAGAUGCACCGAAUCAAAAGACUCAUUCGUGUUUCACCUCAAAAGACGAGCGGCUGACCAACUUCAGCUACGCUUCAUCCGAAGAGGAAGAGCGUUCGGCUUCUCCUUGUGUCUUCAAAGAGACGAGAAACAAAAAGUGCAUUUCUUAUAAAUUCAAAGACGUUCGUUCUUCGAAGAGCGCUAAUGGAGAGGAAAAGCCCUCUUCGUUCUCGUCGGCUGAGUCUGUGAACGCACCGUCCUCCUCCAAACCUGUGGAAGGCACGCUGAAGAGCCAGAUCACCAAGAGGAAGAGGAUGGUUCUGAUCAAGGAGAAGAAGGCGGCGCAGACUCUCAGUGCCAUCCUGCUGGCCUUCAUGCUCACCUGGACGCCCUACAACAUCAUGGUGCUGGUGUCCACCUUCUGCUCCGACUGCGUCCCGCUCUCGCUCUGGCAUCUGGGAUACUGGCUGUGUUACGUCAACAGCACCGUCAACCCCAUGUGCUACGCUCUCUGCAACAAGACCUUCCAGAAGACUUUCCGCAUGCUGCUGCUGUGCCACUGGAGGAAGAAGAGGAGCGAGGAGAAGCUGUACUGGAGCGGAGCGAAGCCUGCGGCCGGAAACACACUCAGCUGAGAGAGAUCUGAGGACAAACUCUACUUCACAGCACAGACUCACUUCCUUGAAGGGAUGCACUACCAUUCAACUGUUUCUGCUCACCAACGCUGCAUUUAUUUGAUAAAAUAUUUUGCCAAAUUUUUAUGAUUUAAAUCAGCUGUUUUCUGUGUGAAUCUGUGUUAAAGUGUAAUGUAUUUCUGUGAUGCUCCGCUGUAUUUUCAGCAUCAUUCCUCCAGUCUUCAGUGUCACAUGAUCUUCAGAAAUCAUGAAAAUAUGAUGAUUUACUGCUCAAGAAACAUUUCUGAUUAUUAGCUGUGAUACAUUGCUAUUCAAAGGAUUUAAUUUUUUAAGUGAUUUGUACUUUUAUUAAUCAAGGAUGCAUUAAACUGAUCAAACGUAACAGUAAAUACA